CAUUUUGAGCUUUGUACCUAGAGGCUUGUGUAAGAUAUUUUAUAGUGUUGGUGGGGUAGGCGAGGCCGCGAUCGGCCAGUUCUUGGCAACCAUCAUCAUCCGCGAAAUUUAUGACUUUUGAGCGUUGAAGUUUUUCUAUGUUUUAACCUUUCCUUCAUCUUGCAUGCAGCAUAGAUCUGUCCACCAUGUCAAGUGCCAGAACUGUUUCGCUCGCCAUCCGACGCGUGCGACUCUCAAGAAUAAAGACGGACAAUUUUCGUCCCAACUUUCACAAUGUCUCGUCAUUGCGCUUUAGCACCUCCACAUUCAUCAGAGCUCAAGAGAUAUCAGUCACCGCAGCGGGCCCCAAGAAACAUUCCAAAUACACUACAGACGCAUAUCCAAACUUAAAACGAAAUCCCAAUUUCUCCCACCUCACCAACGCUCACGUUCAGCACUUUAAAACCCUCCUCAAAUCCCCAUCCGCGGUUAUCGAUGGCUUCACGGCAGAGGCGACGGACGAUAUCGAACCGUUCAAUUGCGAUUGGAUGCGUAAAUAUCGGGGACAUGCGAAGCUGGUGCUGAAACCGCAGAAUACCAAGGAGAUGAGCGAGGUGCUGAAGUACUGCAAUGAUAAUACAUUAGCUGUCGUGCCUCAGGGCGGUAAUACAGGGCUGGUCGGAGGAGGUGUGCCUGUGUUUGAUGAGGUUAUCAUCAGCACGGCGCGGAUGAAUAAUAUCCGGUCCUUCGAUGAAAACUCGGGCGUUCUGGUGGUUGAUGCUGGUGUGAUUCUCGAAGUGGCUGAUAAAUAUCUUGCGGAGCGGAAUCAUCUUUUCCCCCUUGACUUGGGGGCGAAGGGGUCUUGUCAUAUCGGGGGAAAUGUUGCGACUAAUGCUGGAGGUCUACGACUGCUACGUUAUGGCAGUUUGCAUGGCAAUGUGCUGGGUAUAGAGGCUGUUCUUCCAGAUGGGACAAUUAUCGAUGACCUGUCGACGUUGCGGAAGAAUAAUACAGGUUAUGAUCUGAAGCACCUUUUCAUUGGUGCGGAGGGGACCAUCGGUAUGAUCACUGGUAUUUCUAUUAUCUGUCCACAACGCCCCAAGGCCAUUAAUGUAGCUUUCUUUGGCAUUGAGAGCUAUGAACAAGCCUUAAAAGCUUUUUUGGAAGCCAAGGGCCAUUUGUCGGAAAUCCUGUCUGCCUUCGAAUUGAUGGAUGGGCGCAGCCAGGACAUGGUACACAAGGUGACCGGAUUGAAGAAGCCGCUGGACAGGUCAUAUCCGUUCUACUGCCUUAUAGAAACGAGCGGUUCUAAUGGAGAGCACGACAACGAGAAACUUGAGGGCUUUUUGGAACAUGUCAUGAGCGAAUCUAUCGUGGCAGAUGGCGUGUUGGCUCAGGACGAAACACAAGCGCAGACGUUAUGGCGAUGGCGGGAAGGUAUCACAGAAGCGUUGAGCCACCUGGGUGGAACAUAUAAGUAUGAUGUCUCCAUACCGUUAGCGGAGCUCUAUCAACUAGUUGAUGACACACGAGACCGAUUGACGGAGGCUGGACUCGUCGGAGAUGACGAGAGCUACCCGGUCCGUGAAGUACUGGGAUACGGACAUAUGGGUGAUUCAAACCUGCAUCUCAACGUCGCGGUCCGGGAGUAUAACAAGGAUGUCGAGAAGAUGAUUGAGCCGUGGGUAUACGAGUGGAUUGCCAAACAGAAUGGGAGUAUCAGUGCAGAACAUGGUCUGGGCAUUGCAAAGAAGGAAUUCAUCGGUUACAGCAAAAGUGAGACGAUGAUGAGGCUGAUGGCUCAGCUAAAGAAACUUUACGACCCUAACGGCAUCAUGAAUCCAUACAAGUACAUAUAACCCGUUGAUUGAAUUCCACUACCGAUUUCCGAAUUCAUUUCGUCUCCUUAACGGCUAGAUAUCCUUGAGAUGCCGGAUUGUUACAUCUUUGUACCAGCCGCAUCACAAAUGGCAUCUUGGGUAGUUGGUGUGUAAGGCGACAGAAGGCAGAUGGAGAUGUCAAAGUCUGUCUGGAAUUAUUAUUAGUUUUGAAUAGAUUUUGGUUUUGAUGUGCUGGAUAUCUGGAUGUUGAUAUUUUGCUUCUAUACAUUUACUCAAUUUAUAAUCCGUGCUCCGAUCGAUGCCUGGCGAGAAAUGUUUGAAUCCACGUAAUCAGCGCGGUACAGUAAUGUAAUCAACCACUUAACGCUCAUUUCCACCUAACGCUCACCUUUGUAAUCAAUUACAAUCAACUUCAAAUGGUAAUAUCUCAAUGAAUAUUCAUUA
Blastomyces dermatitidis ER-3 is the source of this 2264-nucleotide messenger RNA. Its product is annotated as alcohol dehydrogenase. The transcript is spliced from 2 exons. The coding region runs from base 186 to 1838 and encodes 550 amino acids. Gene Ontology annotation, cellular component: mitochondrion. Gene Ontology annotation, molecular function: catalytic activity; FAD binding. NCBI's taxonomy places the organism in Eukaryota, Fungi, Ascomycota, Eurotiomycetes, Onygenales, Ajellomycetaceae. The record is from RefSeq and is a predicted model, not a curated record.